This is a messenger RNA of Anguilla anguilla (European eel), 2345 nucleotides long. Its product is annotated as high-affinity choline transporter 1-like. Bases 123 to 1763 code for a protein of 546 amino acids. The transcript is spliced from 8 exons. NCBI's taxonomy places the organism in Eukaryota, Metazoa, Chordata, Actinopteri, Anguilliformes, Anguillidae. Gene Ontology annotation, cellular component: plasma membrane. Gene Ontology annotation, molecular function: choline:sodium symporter activity. The record is from RefSeq and is a predicted model, not a curated record. Gene Ontology annotation, biological process: transmembrane transport; acetylcholine biosynthetic process; choline transport.
GUUCAUUUUCACCUAAUAACCAAAGCAUACAAUAUCCACAUUAAUUUAGCAGCUUGUUGCAAAUUAGCCCAAAUGUCACUCAGUGUAACUCAACAUUUUUUCAGCUGCAGGAGAGGAAGACAAUGGCUGCAAACAUCCCAGGGCUGAUAGCUGUAGCUGUGUUUUAUAUGAUCAUUCUGGCAACUGGAAUAUGGGCAUCUCGAAAGUCCAAGCAAGAGGAGAAGAAAAGCACUGGGACAGGGACAGAAGUCACCCUGGUCGCUGGGCGAAAUCUAAAUACCAUUGUGGGAAUUUUCACAAUGACAGCUACAUGGGUUGGAGGAGGCUAUAUUCUCGGGACUGCUGCUGCUGUCUACAACCCUACAAAAGGCUUGGUUUGGGGUUUAAUGCCUUUGCAAUACAUAGUAAACUUUUUAAUAGCUGGUAUUUUCUUUGCCAAGCACAUGAGGGAUAAGAAGUAUGUAACUAUGAUGGAUCCCUUCCAGCUGAAAUACGGGCACACUCUGACCUGCACUCUUCUGAUUCCUGCACUGAUUGCUGACGUGAUGUGGGUAGCAUGUAUCAUGGCAAGUUUAGGAGGAACUAUGGGCAUCAUUCUGGAUAUAUCAUCGUUCUACUCAAUCUGCAUCUCAGCUGCUGUGGCGAUAAUCUAUACGCUUCUCGGGGGAAUGUUCUCUGUGGCGUACACUGAUGUCAUACAGCUGGUGUUCAUCUUUGUUAGUUUGUGGAUGUGUGUUCCAUUCCUGAUGGUGAAUCCAGCAUCUACUGAUAUCACACUCACAGCAUUCAAUGGGACCUUUCAAGCUCCUUGGGUGGGAACAUUGGAACCAGAGAAUCUGGGUCUGUGGCUUGAUGAUUUUCUGGUUUUGAGUCUAGGGGGUCUGGCUUCUCAAAUUUUGCAUCAGAGAAUUCUUUCUGCAGCAUCGUCCAAAGACGCACAGGUCAUAUGUUUUGUUGCAGCUGGUUUCUCAUCCAUCAUUGGCAUUCCCUCAAUACUUGUUGGGGCAGUGGCUGCAUCAACAGACUGGAACAUGACCAGUUAUGGUUCUCCAUCCCCCUAUGACCGUGGUGAAGCUGGUAAAAUUCUUCCAAUCGCUCUGCAGUACCUCACACCCAACCUUGUCUCCAUCUUGGGGAUCGGGGCUAUAGCAGCAGCAGUGAUGUCAUCCAUGGACUCUUGUCUCCUGGCCUCUGCUUCCUUAUUUACCAAAAACAUCUACAAAACCAUAAUUAGAAAGCAGGCUUCUAACAGAGAGCUGCAGUGGGUGAUCAAGAUCUCAGUGACAGUGGUUGGGCUGGUAGGAAUGGGGCUGGCCUUCUUAGGGAACAAUGUUCUGACCUUCUGGGUCUUGGGUACUGAUGUGAUGUACACCCUGGUCUUGCCUCAGCUCGUCUGCGUUCUCUUCUUUCCUGUCUCCAACGGUUACGGUGCUGUGGGGGGUUACAUCCUGGGAGUGAUGAUGAGACUGCUGAGUGGGGAACCUCUGCUGCACUUGCCCCCUGCCAUCCACUUCCCCGGUUGUAGGCUAAUCAGCGGGGUCUAUGUCCAGCACUUCCCCUGUCGGACACUGGCAAUGCUGAUCUCCCUUUGCUCCAUUCUUCUGAUUUCUUAUGUGACAUCACUGCUAUUUGAAAAAGGCCUCCUGCCAAAGAGCUGGAAUGCAGUGCAGUCCAGGAUUUAUAAUGCAACUAGUGGUGCUGAAGAAAAAGCUGAUGACACCAUGCCUGCUGCUUCAGAUCAACUACUUGACACAACUUGUUAGAUCCCAUGUUAAAGCGAUAUUAAUUUUUGUAUGGUAAUUGUUCCUUUUCUAGUAUUUCCCUAAGUCUGGACUGUUUUCUUUUUUUCUCUUAAAAGGGCACAUUGUCUUUUGGCGUUUUCACUGAAACUUGUGUAUAUAAUACAUUUUGAUGUAAUGAAUGAUUCUUAGCUCAACUGGUUAAUUUUCUACAAUCAUGGAAACUCUUUACAUGUAAACAGAAGAAAGGUUGCAAUUUUCAUUUAAUUUGAUUGUGAUAUUGCUUCCUGAUAUUUUUUAAAUACUCUGGUUGAUAUUAUGUGAGUGUUUCUAACUUUGAAGUCAGAAGAUAUUAUUUUUUGGUGACAAUGGUAUUGUAAACAUGUCUUCCAUUUCUGAAAACAGGGUAUGUCAUUUUCUGUGCUUGCCCGAAGUAGGAGAGCAGAACUUUUAUUAGAUAGAUUAGUCUGUGAUCAUGCCAGUAUGCUUGAUUCUUUUGAAAGCAUUCAUUCAAUGUGAGGAGUUAGAACUCAAUGUAUUUUAAUGGACAACAAUGAUGGAAAUUAAUUCAAAUAAAUUACUUGUCAUUGACCGAUUUGCAAAAUA